This is a messenger RNA of Lathyrus oleraceus (garden pea), 3331 nucleotides long. RefSeq names its product G-type lectin S-receptor-like serine/threonine-protein kinase At1g11410. Gene Ontology annotation, molecular function: ATP binding; protein serine/threonine kinase activity. The coding region runs from base 539 to 3088 and encodes 849 amino acids. Gene Ontology annotation, biological process: recognition of pollen; protein phosphorylation. The transcript has 7 exons. The record is from RefSeq and is a predicted model, not a curated record. NCBI's taxonomy places the organism in Eukaryota, Viridiplantae, Streptophyta, Magnoliopsida, Fabales, Fabaceae. Gene Ontology annotation, cellular component: plasma membrane.
UAUUUUGUCUUUUCCGCCUUUUAGGUGAAGGGUAGAGAGCAUUAUAUAUUUUUGCUUUAAAAAUUGUGUAUUUGAGGACUUUUUUCUAAAGUAGGGUAUAUUGGGUAUUUUUUCUAAAAUUGGGGCACUACAACAAAAUUUCCAUAAAAUAUAUAAAGAUUUUGACAAAGGUUUUUCAUCUGUAAAGUUAAAUAUGUAUUCUUGGCUAGUUGCGUGUAUGAAAAGCAUCCUUUAUUAUAUCAUUUAAAGGAGAAAACACCUCAUCUAGUAUGAAUGAGUCAAUUUUUGUUGAAUUAUUUCAAUGAGGAAUACUAUGUUUACACAAAAUUCAACGUCAAUGCCCAACACUGUACUAUACUUUUUGAUAGGUUUGUAAAUAAAAGGUUGUUGUAUCUGCAGCCAUUACAAGGCAGAAAAAAUAUUGAAAAAAUACAAAUUACUAUGUGGUGUUAUGUUUUUUUGUGUUUCUGUGACAUUCCUCUUCUCUAUUUCAAUUUUCUCCUCAUAAAAUGCAAAAAGAGUACGUAAAAGGAACUCAAUGGACUUUGCUAAAUAUCUUAGCUACCUUCUCAAACCCCAAAAUCAUAGACUCAAGGAACUCAAUGGACUGCUGCUUAACUAUUUGAUUAUAUUCCUUUUCAUAUUCUCUUUUUCCUCUUGUUCUACUGAUACCAUAUCUACUGACAAGCCUAUAAGAGAUGGUGAGCUUCUUGUUUCUAAAUCUAAAACAUUUGCUCUUGGAUUCUUCACUCCCGGAAAGUCCACCUCUCGCUAUGUUGGAAUUUGGUACUACAAUUUGCCAAUCCAAACUGUUGUUUGGGUUGCAAAUAGAGAUACUCCAAUCAACGACACUUCUGGAAUCCUAUCAAUCGACCCGACUGGAAAUCUAGUACUCCACCACAACCUCAGCACCAUUCCCAUUUGGGCUACCGAUGUUUCAUUACCACAUUCACAGAGAAAUAGCACCAACGUUGUAGCUCAACUAUCGGAUAUAGCAAACUUUGUUCUGAUGUUAAACAACACCAAAACUGUCAUCUGGGAAAGCUUUGAUCAUCCAACAGACACUAUGCUUCCAUAUCUAAAGGUUGGUUUUGAUAGAAAAUCUAAUCAAAGCUGGUUCCUUCAAUCAUGGAAGACAGGUGAUGACCCUGGAAAAGGUGCAUUCACAGUGAAAUUCAGCACCAUUGGUACACCUCAGUUUUUUAUGUACAACCAUGAUCUUCCUUGGUGGCGCGGUGGACCCUUGAACGGAGCACUAUUAGCAGGUAUACCUAAUGCGAAACGAGCUAGGACCAUUUAUAAUGUUUCUUUUGUUGGAGAUGACAACUCUGUAGCAAUUUCAUUUAACAUGAUAGAUAAGUCUGCCCUUACUAGAACAAUUGUUCAACAGUCUGGUUUCAUUCAAACACUCACAUGGGACAAUCAAAAGAGUCAAUGGAACCAGUUCUAUAUAGAACCGACAAACCAAUGCGAUAACUAUGGAACAUGUGGAUCAAACAGUAAUUGUGACCCUUUGAACUUUGAGGAUUUUAAGUGUUCUUGUUUACCCGGGUUUGAACCCAAAUUUCAACAUGAUUGGUAUGAGAAUGGAGAUGGGUCAGGAGGGUGUGUAAGGAAGAAAGGUGCAUCUGUUUGUGGGAAUGGAGAAGGGUUUGUCAAAGUUGUAAGUUUGAAAGUUCCUGAUACAUCUGUGGCAUUUGACAAAGGUGGUUUGAAUUUGGAAGAAUGUGAGAAAGAAUGCUUGAGAAACUGCUCUUGUGCUGCCUAUGCAGCUGCUAAUGUGAAGAAUGGUGGAAGUGGGUGUGUGGCAUGGCAUGGGGAUUUAAUGGACAUUCAAAAACUAAGUGAUCAAGGCCAAGAUUUGUUCGUACGUGUCGAUAAAGUUGAACUAGCAACUUACUAUAAGAAAAGCAAAGGACUCUUUGAUAAAAAGAGGCCGUUGGCUGCAAUUAUGAUAGCUUCUAUUGUUGCAAUCAUCCUCCUCCUCUCCUGUGUGUAUUUCAUGAGAAAGAAAAAAAGAAAUGAAAAAAUGAUGCGGCAAUUAAACCAAGAUUCCUCUGGAGAAGAGAAUGGUGCUCCACAUCCAAAUCUACCAUUUUUCAACUUUAAGACAAUAAUGACAGCUACAAGAAAUUGUGGUCAUGAGAAUAAGCUUGGACAAGGUGGAUUUGGCUCAGUCUAUAAGGGUUGCUUGGUUAAUGGACAAGAGAUAGCAGUGAAAAGAUUAUCCAAAGAUUCAGGUCAAGGCAAAGAAGAAUUUAAAAAUGAAGUUACACUUUUAGUUAAACUCCAACACAGAAAUCUAGUGAGAUUGCUAGGUUGUUGCUUUGAAAAAGAAGAAAGGAUGCUAGUUUACGAAUACCUACCCAACAAAAGCCUAGACUUCUUUAUAUUCGAUCUAAACCAAAGGUCGUCAUUGGAUUGGGGUAAGCGUUUUGAAAUCAUUUGUGGGAUUGCUCGGGGUGUUUUAUAUCUUCAUCAAGAUUCAAGGCUGAAAAUAAUUCAUAGAGAUCUAAAGGCUAGCAAUGUUCUCCUUGAUGCUGCAAUGAAUCCCAAAAUAUCAGAUUUUGGUAUGGCUAGAAUAUUUGGAGAAGAUGAAAUCCAAGCAAGAACAAAAAGAUUGGUUGGAACAUAUGGAUAUAUGGCACCAGAAUAUGCAAUGGAAGGACUAUAUUCAACAAAAUCUGAUGUCUUCAGUUAUGGGGUCUUGCUACUAGAAAUUAUUGCUGGACAAAGAAACUCGCAUUGUGAAAAAGAAAGAUCCUCCCCAAAUUUAAUUGGACAUGUGUGGACACUAUGCACAGAGGGAAGAGCUUUGGAUAUAGUUGAUCCAACAUUAAACGGGUUUUAUCCCUCUGCUAUAGUUCUAAGAUGCAUUAAAAUUGGACUCUUGUGUGUGCAAGAAAAUGCCAUGAAUAGACCAUCCAUGUUGGAAGUUGUUUUCAUGCUAUCCAAUGAAACACCUCUCAUCUCACCUCAAAAACCAGCAUUUUUUUUCAAUGGCAAGCAAGAUUUGCAAGAGUCUUCAACAUCAGGAGGAGGUUCCUCAAUAAAUGAAUUAACAGAAACUACCAUCAGCGCUCGUUAAAAGCUACAUUAAUGAAAUAAGUAAUAUUUUGUUCAUACUUUUCCAUUAGAAUUGUGUUCGUAGACAUUUCUAGAGGUUCUUUAGAAACAGGUAUGUUUAGUCAAUUUGUGAUAUUGUAAAAUGAAUACUUGAGUAAGAGUCUCUUUGAAUAAGCUUUUCACGUGGCUUUAUGGGUCUGAAUAGUUAUCGUAAGGUGAAGACUGAUUCCACUCCCCGAUCGAAUAGAAUAUUUUGUUAUAAUUA